CCAGGGCAGAGACCAUUAUUUUCCACAAUUUUGUCUCAGGGCAGGUGAAUCCCUCCUGGUCUCAGAGCAGAAGUCAUAUUUUUCUCUUCUCAGGGCAAUAUAGUUGGACAAAAGGUAGUGUGGUCUGAGGGCAGGACAGUGAAUCUCUCCUGGUCUCAGGGCAGAAGUGGUCUCUGAGGGCAGGACGGUGAAUCCCUCCUGGUCUCAGGGCAGAUGUGGUCUGAGGGCAGGACGGUGAAUCUCUCCUGGUCUCAGGGCAGAAGUGGUCUGAGGGCAGGAUGGUGAAUCUCUCCUGGUCUCAGGUCUGCACUGAUCCCAGGCUACCCUGCCCUGGCUUAGAAUUAGUUUGAGGCCAGUGUCUUUUCCUCCAUUUAAGUUUUGCCUCAGGGAUGUAAGUAUCAUAGUUAUAGGUAUUCAUAAGUAUCCAAUUUAAUGCUUCAGCAGAAAUACAUGUUUUAAAUUUUUGUCUUUUUGUCUUUGCCUGUAAAGGAAAACUUAACCAAGCAAAAUGAACAACUUAGAAACACUGAAGUCCCAAGGACUUCAUAGUGAAGAUGUCCUUGGGACAAUAGGGCCUUUCAAAAUCUUUUUGGGUAGUUUGGAGGCCCUUUUAGGCCCAUUUGAACUUCCAGAUGAGGUAAUGGAUGCCUUAUUUUACAUCAUGAGCAGGAGCCAGCCUGGGACAGAGGCAAUUAAUAGUCAGGCUAUGCGCCUGAUUUUGGAGGGCAGCUCCAGGGCCAGGAGUACUUAUUUCUUAAAAAAAAACAUUCUUAAAGGAGCCAGUGCCAUCUUCGGGCCCUACUUGCUGGGAGAGUGCCACUGGACCCUCUUUCAUUGCAACUUGAAAGAGGGAACGAUUACCUACAUCGACUCCUUGGGGGAGCAACCACAGCAUUGCUUCCAAAUAAUGGAAAAUUGGAGCUUAUUUGCUGCUAGCAGAGGCUUCCAAGGGCCCUGGAAGAUGAUAAAGAGGGACCAUGACUUACAAAACGACUCUUUGUCAUGUGGGGUGUUCUCACUAAUGUUUGCAGAAAUGAUCCUCCAGGGACAACAAGGGCACCUCCAAUGCCUCCCUAUCGCUCAAGAGCGGGAGAGACUUGGGACUUUGUUGUUCAACUCCCUUGAUACGAAGACUCUAAGAAGAAAAAAGGCAAGGGUUAAUGAUCAAAAUAUACAUACUGGAAAAAUCACCAAGUCUAAAAAUACAGGCUUCUAUGCCUUUGUAUGA
Messenger RNA from Carassius auratus (goldfish), 1228 nucleotides. RefSeq lists its product as uncharacterized. Lineage: Eukaryota; Metazoa; Chordata; Actinopteri; Cypriniformes; Cyprinidae. The record is from RefSeq and is a predicted model, not a curated record. The transcript is spliced from 11 exons. Gene Ontology annotation, biological process: proteolysis. The coding region runs from base 509 to 1228 and encodes 239 amino acids. Gene Ontology annotation, molecular function: cysteine-type peptidase activity.